AUGGCAACAAAGGCCCCCUGCUCGCAGGCGAGUCGGUCGCCACGACUGAAGCGGGCGCUGUGUGUUAAGUACAUAAAUUUUUUAAGUUACACAAAAAAAAUUAACCUGAAGGGACCCUGGAACAGAUAUUACGGUUGUUUGUUUCGAACCACAGGACCAGGUGUGACAUCCAUGAAGGGGUUGGUGAGGAGAACCGUGAUGAUGCCUCAUGGAGGAGGACAGUUAGUACGAAACAAAGACAUGUUGUUUGGUAAAUUGCUAAGUCAUGUACUCUCCAAUCCAGUAAAAAUCGCAUCGUUUGAUGUUGAUGGUACGUUGAUCAACCCCACAGGAGAGAAGCACCCGAACAAUGUCCUCAUUAGUAUGGAAGCAUUACACAGCAUCAUUCUGUUAAAAAAAAUACACCAAUAUAAGGUAGUCGUUUUUUCUAACCAGACGAAUGUCUCUUCCCCUUUGUAUGACGCUGCUCAUGUGGAGCAGAACAAGCUCCCAAUCCUCUUCUCCAAAAUGGAACAGUUAAAUGAUGCGCUGCGAUACUUUUAUGCACUUUAUGCAAGUCAGGUGGGGGUUGCACUGAAUGGAGGUGGGUACCGUUCAAUCGAGCGUCGACUUGGGGAACGCCAACGUGGGAGAGGCCGCCCUGCUCACACAAGCAACUGCGCGGUGAACGCUUUCUUUGCAGUAGGGAAAGGCAAUAUCGAGGCCCUGGACAUGUACCCCAAGCCCAGCGAGGGACAGUAUUGCUUGUUCAUAUGUCUCGAGGGGAUCAAAUAUGCACUCAUAUUAAUGAGUUACUUUGGUAAAGCACACAGGACUCUACUGGAGAGGGAAGUAAUGAAGCAGAAGGACAAACCUGUGGCAGAUUUCCUUCAACUCGUCCUCGACAUGUUAAACAAUCCCUUUUUAUGUGCCCUGGUGAAGAAGCUUCGCAGGGGUCUAUUUCACCUGAACAAGGUCAGGUUAUAUGUGUUGGAUGUGUACAUAAAUGCCCUGUUGCACAAGAUGGAGUUAUACACUCGCUUUGGCAGGGAUCACCCUGGGUAUGCGCCCUACAUAGAGUUUUUUUUGAGUGAUGCAGAGUGGGGUAACUGCUAUGCUGGUCGUGUUGGCGUGGUACCCCCUUCCCCGGAGCUUCUCCGUGACGAGAUUUUUCUGGUCCACCUGACCCGCUGCCUGGCGCGCAAAAACGAAAUCAUGAAGCGCCUCGCGUCCACCUUCUCCAGUGUGCUCUUUAAUUUUAAGGAGAGCUUUUACGCGGGGGACAACGUCGGCCGGGACUUUGACAAAUCGGACGUGGACUUCCAGUUUGCCGCACGGGCUGGGAUGAGACUCCUGGAUGAUGGACAAGUACGCCAGAUGGGUGGCCCCAAAGAGGGAUGA
Molecule: messenger RNA, 1380 nt
Organism: Plasmodium fragile
Lineage: Eukaryota; Apicomplexa; Aconoidasida; Haemosporida; Plasmodiidae
Exons: 2
Coding region: 1-1380 (459 amino acids)
Biological process (GO): DNA repair
Molecular function (GO): ATP-dependent polydeoxyribonucleotide 5'-hydroxyl-kinase activity; polynucleotide 3'-phosphatase activity; double-stranded DNA binding
Source: RefSeq, a predicted model, not a curated record